Molecule: messenger RNA, 882 nt
Organism: Zootoca vivipara (common lizard)
Lineage: Eukaryota; Metazoa; Chordata; Lepidosauria; Squamata; Lacertidae
Gene: BCAS2
Product: BCAS2 pre-mRNA processing factor
Biological process (GO): mRNA processing
Cellular component (GO): precatalytic spliceosome; catalytic step 2 spliceosome; Prp19 complex
Source: RefSeq, a predicted model, not a curated record
GGAAGUUUGAGGCGCGCGGGCGGGCGGUGGGAGCUGCGGCAUGUCUGGUCCGGGCUUGGUGGCCGGCGAAGUCGCCGUGGACGCCCUGCCCUAUUUCGACCAAGGCUACGAGGCUCCGGGCGUGCGAGAGGCGGCCGCGGCGCUGGUGGAGGAGGAGACGCGGCGCUACCGGCCCACCAAGAACUACCUGAGCUACCUGACGGCGCCCGACUACAUCGCUUUCGAGACUGAAAUAAUGCGGAAUGAAUUUGAACGCCUAGCAGCGCGACAGCCCAUAGAACUGUUGAGCAUGAAAAGAUAUGAGCUGCCUGCACCAUCCUCUGGGCAGAAGAAUGACAUCACAGCAUGGCAAGAAUGUGUUAAUAACUCAAUGGCUCAGCUGGAGCACCAGGCAGUCCGAAUUGAGAAUUUGGAGUUGAUGUCUCAGUAUGGCUGCAAUGCCUGGAAAAUGUAUAAUGAGCAUUUGGUUCAUAUGAUUGAACAGGCACAAAAGGAGCUGCAGAGUUUGAGGAAACACAUUCAAGACCUUAACUGGCAGCGGAAGAACAUGCAGCUCACAGCUGGUGCUAAACUCCGAGAGAUGGAAUCCAUGUGGGUGUCCCUGGUCAGUAAAAACUAUGAGAUUGAAAGAACUAUUGUGCAACUGGAAAAUGAAAUUUCUCAAAUUAAGCAGCAACAUGGAGAGGCAAACAAAGAAAACAUCCAACAGGACUUCUGAGACUUGCAUUGGCCUUUAGCUGCACAAAAACUGCAGUCUAUGCAUGGCUGUAAAUUCUAAUUUCUUAGUGUGCGUAUGUAUUGUGGGUGGGGAGCUGUCAUUUGUGCAACCGAUUGCUGAAAAACUGAUUGCAAGGAACAGAACUGCUCCUAAAAGGAUUUACU